Messenger RNA from Hypomesus transpacificus, 3473 nucleotides. It is a transcript of the gene ddx54, whose product is annotated as DEAD (Asp-Glu-Ala-Asp) box polypeptide 54. Bases 167 to 2839 code for a protein of 890 amino acids. Gene Ontology annotation, molecular function: ATP binding; RNA helicase activity; RNA binding. The transcript has 19 exons. The record is from RefSeq and is a predicted model, not a curated record. Lineage: Eukaryota; Metazoa; Chordata; Actinopteri; Osmeriformes; Osmeridae. Gene Ontology annotation, cellular component: nucleus.
UUAAUUCUACGAGUCCUAGUAGAGCCUCGUGUGUUCCAAGAUGUCUGCCUACUGUGUUAUUAUCGUGUGCUGAACUGUCUUUGUUUAUUUUUAAACACCAACUUACUGCCUUUUUCAUUCAUCCAAAAUCAAGUCUAGUGGUAAAAUUUCAGGGUGAUUUGACACAAUGGCCCAAAGAAAGAAGAAAUUUACGAAGAAAAAGAGACAUGUUGGCCAUAAAGAUCCCGAAGUGGACUCAGAUUUGGAGCUCGCUACUGAAAUUAAGGACGAUGAUACCACCGUGAGGAAGUUACCUCGCUUCCCCGCCUCCUCUGAGUGCCUGUCUGAUGUGGACCCAGACACUAGGGAGCUAGUCCGAGCCCAGAACAAGAAGAAGAAGAAAUCUGGAGGGUUUCAGUCCAUGGGUCUCAGUUACCCCGUCUACAAAGGAGUCAUGAGGAAGGGCUACAAGGUUCCUACGCCCAUCCAGCGCCGGACCAUCCCAGUCGUCCUGGAUGGCAAGGACAUGGUUGCCAUGGCUCGGACGGGCAGUGGGAAGACGGCAGCGUUCCUGAUCCCCAUGUUUGAGAAGCUGAAGGCCCCCAGCGCCCAGACUGGUGCCCGUGCCCUCAUCCUGUCCCCCACCAGGGAGCUGGCUCUGCAGACCAUGAAGUUCACCAAGGAGUUAGGGAAGUUCACAGGGCUGAAGACGGCUCUGAUCCUGGGAGGAGACCGGAUGGACGACCAGUUUGCUGCCCUUCAUGAAAACCCAGACAUAAUCAUCGGAACCCCUGGUCGUUUGAUGCACGUUGUCGUGGAGAUGAACCUGAAGCUCCAGAAUGUGGAGUAUGUGGUGUUUGAUGAGGCAGACAGGCUGUUUGAGAUGGGCUUUGCAGAGCAGCUGCAGGAGGUGAUCCGCAGGCUCCCAGACACCAGGCAGACGCUGCUGUUCUCCGCCACCCUGCCCAAGAUGCUGGUGGAGUUUGCCCGAGCAGGGUUGACAGAGCCGGUGUUGAUACGUCUGGACGUGGACAGCAAACUGAGUGAGCAGCUGAAGCUGUCCUUCUUCCACCUGCGUCUGGAGGACAAGCCGGCCCUGCUGCUGCACCUGCUCAGGAACGUGGCUCGACCGCAGGAGCAGACUGUCGUGUUCGUGGCCACCAAGCACCACGUCGAGUUCCUGAGAGAGCUGCUGAGUGCGGAGGGGGUGGAGUGUGCGUACAUCUACAGUGCUCUGGACCAGACGGCCAGGAAGAUCAACAUUGGGAAGUUUGUCCACCGUAAAGCCAUGGUGCUGCUGGUCACUGACGUGGCUGCUCGCGGCAUAGACAUCCCCCUUCUGGACAACGUCAUCAAUUACAACUUCCCCUCCAAGCCCAAGCUGUUCCUGCACAGAGUCGGUCGCGUGGCGCGUGCGGGCCGGGGGGGCGUGGCCUACAGCCUGGUGUGUUCAGACGAGGUUCCCUACGUGUAUGACCUCCACCUGUUCCUGGGACGACCUGUGACCCUGGCCUCCGCUGACAUGCCUCAAGACACUGACGGGGUUUUCGGCCGCGUCCCCCAGAGUAUCCUUGACGACGAGGAGUCCCUGCUGACCUCUGCCCUCCAGAGCUCUCUGGAUCUCCAGAACCUCCAGCACAUCUCGUCCAACGCCUACCAGGGGUACCUGCGCUCGCGGCCGCUGCCCUCGCCCGAGUCCAUCAAGAGGGUGAAGAACACGGAGCUCUUCAGCCUGGCGGUGCACCCCCUGCUGGGUUCCGGACUGGACAGACUGGAGCUGGAUCGUCUACAGAUGGUCGAUUCCAUCAAGAGCUACAGAUCGAAAGCUACGAUCUUUGAGAUCAACUGUAGCAGCCGUUGCCAGGGCAGCGAGGUGAUGCGGGCCAAGCGCAGCAGAGACGCUGUCCUGGUGGACAAGUUCUCCAGGAAGAGACAGGAGCAGGCGGCUGAGAGUGAGCUGCACCCCUCCGCCCCGCCUGCCCCCCGCCUGCACCAGGACGACACCCAGGGAGAAGACGACCAGGAACUACAGGGGGUGUUCUCCCAGGUGCUGGGGGGGAAGAGGAGGAAGCAGGAAGACGGAGACCCAGAGAGGCCAAAAAGCAAAAAGAGCAAACAGGCUGUGAGAGACGAGGAGCACUACGUCCCCUACAGAGCCCAGGACCUGCACACGGAGCGAGGGCUCAGCAUGACAGGAGAAGGCACCACGUUUGAGCAGCAGGCCUCCACAGCUGUGCUGGACCUGAUGGGAGAUGAGGAGGGACGCCUAAACCAACACAAACACAUGAUGAAGUGGGACCGUAAGAGGAAGCGCUUCGUCAGGGAAACGGGGAAGGAGGACUCCAAGAAGAGGGUCAAGCUGGAGACGGGACAGAUGGUCAGCAAGAUCCACAAGAAGAACUUCUAUGAGGACUGGAAGAAGAAAUACAAGGUGGAUGAUGAGGAUGCUGACUCAGGAGGAGAGACUGGAGGAAGAGGGAGGAGAGGAGGAGGGGGCAGAGGACGAGGGAGAGGGAGAGGAGGAGGCAGAGGAGGAGGAGGAGGGAGAGGAGGAGGAGGAGGAGGAUGGGGCGGAGGACGAGAAGAGCGGAGUGGAGGAGGAAGAGGAAGAGGUGGAUGGGGUGGAGGACGAGAAGAGCGCGGGGCUGAUUCCUCCGGGCCCCCCCAGCGAGCACGCUCUGAGCUGCGGAGCCGGGACCAGAUCCUGAAGGAGAGGAAGAGGAAGGAGAAGCAGAACUUCCUGCAGAGCGGUGGGAUGAAGAAAAUCAAGGGGCGGGGCCAGCAGAGGCUCAACGACGUCAAGUCAUCAGGCUUCGGACGAGGAGUUCACAAGAAGGGCAAGAUGAGGAAGAAGAUGUGAGGAGGAAGGAGAGGGGAGGGAGAGGGGGUUAAACACAGGAGGAGAGGAGAAAGGGGAGAGGGGGUUAAACACAGGAGGAGAGGGUGAGGAGAAGAGGAGGAUGAAGGGGAAGUCAUCGUGGAUGACGUGAGCAGCAUUGAAGCUGAAACCUACAGACUCCUUCAAACAAACCGUGUUAGUAUAUUCUAAAGUCAUGGCUAAUACACAUGUUAUUGUGCUACCACCUGUGUCCUGGUCAGUGUUUAUGCAACAUGAAAACAUGAACAUGCUUGAAGCUUGAACAUGCGUGUAGCUUGAACAUGCUUGUAGCUUGAACAUGCGUGCAGCUUGGGGGUAUAGCCGUGGUCUGGUGGAGGUCAAGCGAUCUCAGGUUGGAACCUCCUCAGUCACUUUAGAAAAGGCUUCUUCGUAAUAAUAAUUUGGAAGCAUGUGGAGUUAUUAGGGGUGGAACCAUAUAUCGCAAUACAACAUUUAUACAAUAUGUAUUGUAGAGUUAUGGCAAUAUUGUACGCGACCUUCUGUGCACCUGCGUCAUGUGUGCAUUCACAGAAAUCACUUUGUAUGUACAAGCAAGAAAAUUAUUGAAAAUGUUUUGGAAAUAAAUCUGUUAAGUGAAUUUCAGUUUAAUUCAAAA